Molecule: messenger RNA, 2313 nt
Organism: Chironomus riparius
Lineage: Eukaryota; Metazoa; Arthropoda; Insecta; Diptera; Chironomidae
Source: the annotation of a GenBank genome assembly
AUGAAAGAUGUCACCAGCACCUCAAUCCUCCCAGUCAGAAUUGUUCACUUUGACUCAUAUCCAAUAUCAUAUUUAAAAGAUGGCGAAGUUUUUGGAGCUGAUGGAAAUUUAAUUCGUGAGUUCAGCAAGAAGCUCAACACAAGUGUUGAAAUUGCAAAUAAGCAGUCAGUCGGUCAUUCUUUAAAUGAUAUUUAUCGUUAUCUUGACACAACAGCAGAAAUUUCUAUUUAUAUAAAAGCAUCGCCGCACACGCAAAACGUUUUUAAUGUCUGGUUUAAUGAUAUGGAUGGUAUUUGUCUAUUGAUUCCAAGAAAUAUUCCAGUUACAGCGUUUGAAAAUUAUAAUUUGCCGUUGGAUAUACCUUCACUGAUCAUGGCUUCAAUCUCGACAAUCUUAGUAAUUAUUACUUGGAUUAAAAUUACAGCUAAUAUGUCGGUCAUGUCUAUUUUAUUCGCUGUUUAUGAACUGAUUCUAAACCUUGGAGCUUCAGACAUAGAACAAUUAACAUUGAGGGAGAAUUUUCUAGUUUAUUGCUUUAUAUUCAGUUCAUUUAUCCUAGUUUCACACUAUGAAAGUAUCAUACUUUCCUUAAUGCUCACAGAGUCAUCGUUAAGAUCAGCAUACGACUUACAAGAACUUAAUGGAAGCAGCACAAAAUUUUACACAUUCUACGAUAAAAACUUUGCUGAACGAGCUAACCUGCCAAUAAUUAGGAAUGAUUUGGUUUUGAAUUAUAUGAACCUUGAUGGAAACGCACUUCCUCAGGUUCCAGAGAAUUUUGAUGAGAACCUGGUAUACAGUGUCUAUUGUAAAUAUGCAGAAGCAUUCAUUCAUUCACAGAGGAACUUUCGAGAGAACUUACAAUUGUAUGAUAAACUUGUUGUGUCACAAAAUCUUCAAUCAUACACAGUAAGCAGUGGAUACUUCUUUAUUGAAAAGUUUCGGAUGUUUGUGAGAAAAUUAGAUGAGUCUGGAAUUUAUAAAUUAUGGGAAAAGCAGACAAUAAACGAUGCUUAUGUUAUGUCAACUGAAAGAAUCAACAAGAGUCCGCAAGAAGACAUGAUUGGCUUUGACGGCAUGUAUGUUCCAAUCACUUUAUUAUUGAUUGGUGCAUUAAUAGCGAUGAUAACAUUUCUGAUCGAAAAUACUGUCUAUCGAUUGAAUGACUACUGGAAGAAUUGCAUGCAUAAUAAAGUGAAUAUCAAGUCUAUGAAAAAGAAGUUCAAGUUAGAAAACUGGAAGAAUAAAUUCAUCUUCAAUAAAAGCUUCAAAAAAUAUCUGAAUUUAAAAUGUGAAAUAAUCAAAUCAAAGGAGAAAAAUGCACCAAAAUUAAGAAAUAGAAAGAAUGAGAUUCUUAAAUGUCGAGAAUCUAUUGGUGGUGGUUAUUUUAUAAUUGAGAAAUUCAUGACAACUAAUUACAGUAGGUUUAUAGGUUACAGGUGUGUUGAACUCCACUUCGUUGCACUUCGUUACGUUCAACUGUUUAUAGAUUACAGUAGGUUCAUAGGUUACAGGUGUGUUGAACUCCACUUCGUUUCACUUCGUUACGUUCAACUGUUUAUAGAUUACAGUAGGUUUAUAGGUUACAGGUGUGUUGAACUCCACUUCGUUGCACUUCGUUACGUUCAACUGUUUAUAGAUUACAGUAGGUUCAUAGGUUACAGGUGUGUUGAACUCCACUUCGUUUCACUUCGUUACGUUCAACUGUUUAUAGAUUACAGUAGGUUCAUAGGUUACAGGUGUGUUGAACUCCACUUCGUUUCACUUCGUUACGUUCAACUGUUUAUAGAUUACAGUAGGUUCAUAGGUUACAGGUGUGUUGAACUCCACUUCGUUGCACUUCGUUACGUUCAACUGUUUAUAGAUUACAGUAGGUUUAUAGGUUACAGGUGUGUUGAACUCCACUUCGUUGCACUUCGUUACGUUCAACUGUUUAUAGAUUACAGUAGGUUCAUAGGUUACAGGUGUGUUGAACUCCACUUCGUUUCACUUCGUUACGUUCAACUGUUUAUAGAUUACAGUAGGUUCAUAGGUUACAGGUGUGUUGAACUCCACUUCGUUUCACUUCGUUACGUUCAACUGUUUAUAGAUUACAGUAGGUUCAUAGGUUACAGGUGUGUUGAACUCCACUUCGUUGCACUUCGUUACGUUCAACUGUUUAUAGAUUACAGUAGGUUCAUAGGUUACAGGUGUGUUGAACUCCACUUCGUUGCACUUCGUUACCUAGUUAAGUCAAGUAAAGCUGUUCAAGACAUGAUUAACUGCUUAACAUAUCAAAGUCGUGUCCCAGUUCCCGUCAAGUCCCCGUCUUAA